Molecule: messenger RNA, 315 nt
Organism: Lactuca virosa
Lineage: Eukaryota; Viridiplantae; Streptophyta; Magnoliopsida; Asterales; Asteraceae
Source: the annotation of a GenBank genome assembly
AUGCCUCUGGUUUCAAUUUUAGUCGCAGAUAACAAACGAUUGGCUUUGAUUGCGCGCAAUUUAAACUACAGACACGAAACAACAUCAUCUCCACGUGUUCCAAUGCCAUCAUUUUCCUCACUCCAAUCUGUCUCGUAUCUCGCCCUUCAAUUUGAACGCGAGCAUGUGAGGCCAGUGUAUUCCAGUGAACCCCUUUAUCACCACCACCCCGACUCCCCCCACCAUGAAUCAACAAGAAAAGAAACCAAGAAGAACAGAGCAUUGAAGCUCUUUCUUUCUUUCUUUUUUUUCUUUCAUCGACUUGAAUAUUCUUGA